GUUUCUUCUCUCUUCGCCAUAUCAUCAGAAGUCAGUACAGAUCUGAGUAAAAUCAAAGCUUAUGUUCUGUCCUCUCUGUGGUCAAUACUUUCUCCGCAAAAGAAAUUAAAGAUACAAACUUUAAAAACCCUUUACCCUUCUCUCCCUCCUACAUCAGCAAACCCUAACUUCGGUGCCCCCAACAAGAAACACGAGAAUCAAUGGCAAUGGCUGCUCAAAAGUUCUGGGAGAAUCAAGAAGAUCGAGCGAUGGUGGAAUCCACCAUAGGCUCAGAAGCUUGCGACUUUUUCAUCUCAUCUGCUUCUUCCUCUUCAUCAAACACUUCCCUCACCAAGCUUGUCCCUCCUCCAACUGAUCCUAAUCUCCAACAAGGCCUACGUCACGUCGUCGAAGGCUCCGAUUGGGACUACGCUCUCUUCUGGCUAGCUUCCAACGUCAACAGCUCCGAUGGUUGUGUCCUGAUCUGGGGAGACGGUCAUUACCGUGCCCAAAAGGGAAACUCAGGAGGAGGAGAAGAAGAUGAGACCAAGAGGCGUGUGCUUCGCAAGCUUCACUUGUCCUUUGUCGGUUCGGAUGAAGAUCCUCGUCUGGGGAAACAGGGAGUUCUUACUGAUCUCGACAUGUUUUAUCUUGCUUCUUUGUACUUUUCGUUUAGGUGUGAUUCGAGUAAGUACGGUCCUGCUGGAACUUAUGUGUCUGGGAAGCCGUUAUGGGCUGCGGAUUUGCCUAGCUGUUUGAGUUACUACAGGGUUAGGUCCUUUUUAGCUAGAUCUGCUGGUUUCAAGACUGUCUUGUCUGUACCAGUGAACUGUGGUGUUGUGGAGCUUGGUUCCUUGAAACUGAUUCCGGAGGAUAAGAGUGUGAUUGAGAUGGUGAAAUCAGUGUUUGGUGGAUCUGACUUUGUUCAGGCUAAAGAAGCUACCAAGAUCUUUGGUAGACAGCUGAGUCUCGGCGGGUCGAAACCACGGUCAAUGAGUAUAAACUUCUCACCUAAGAUGGAGGAUGACUCUGGUUUCUCCUUGGACGCAUAUGAGGUUGGAGGUUCGAAUCAAGUGUAUGGUUAUGAGCAAGGGAAAGACGAGGCGGCGUUGUAUCUAACUGACGAGCAGAAGCCGAGGAAGAGAGGGAGGAAGCCAGCAAACGGGAGAGAAGAGGCCUUGAACCAUGUUGAAGCGGAGAGGCAGAGGAGGGAGAAGCUGAACCAGAGAUUCUACGCGUUGAGAGCUGUGGUGCCUAACAUCUCCAAGAUGGAUAAGGCUUCUCUCCUUGCGGAUGCAAUCACUUACAUCACUGAUAUGCAGAAGAAGAUAAGGGUGUAUGAGACGGAGAAGCAGAUAAUGAAGAGGAGGGAGAGUAAUCAGAUCACUCCAGCAGAUGUUGAUUAUCAACAGAGGCAUGAUGACGCUGUGGUGAGGGUAAGCUGUCCGUUGGAGACUCAUCCAGUUUCUAAGGCGAUACAGACAUUUAGGGAAAAUGAAGUUACGCCUCAUGAUACGAACGUGGCUGUAAGUGAGGAAGGUGUGGUUCAUACAUUCACUAUCCGGCCUCAGAGUGGCUGCACCGCUGAGCAGUUGAAGGACAAGCUCCUCGCCUCUCUUUCACAGUAGUAAUUUGCUAUGUUAAAGUGUAAUAGUGUGUUAUUGGGGUUGUAUCAAUGUACUACUAUUACUAGCCAACCAAAACAAACUCUGGCUUAAUAGGAGCGUGUAAUUGUUACUUUUAUAUCAUGUUGAGAUUUGUCUUUACAUAUAACACUGAGCAGGGAGCUUCUCUCACUCAUCUCCCAUAAUAAAUACACAAGCUGUUUGCUU
Eruca vesicaria subsp. sativa (arugula) is the source of this 1811-nucleotide messenger RNA. NCBI's taxonomy places the organism in Eukaryota, Viridiplantae, Streptophyta, Magnoliopsida, Brassicales, Brassicaceae. The record is from the annotation of a GenBank genome assembly.